UCAAGAGUCCUUUGCUCUUUCUCUGGUGUGCUCUGUUCUGUUCUGCCCUAAUCUAUCUAUCCUCUUCACCUUCCAAAAUUCUCUGUUUUUUUCUUCCAUGAAUUCACUUUCUUUAACUUCCUUCCUUUCCAUACCCUCACCACCAUGCAACUUCCAUUCCCUUCUUCAAUCCAAGCACCAACCUUUUACGCACAAUCUCCGUUUCACUGCUCUUACUCUCUCUCCAAUUUCUCUCACACCAAAACCCUCGUUGCGGCGAGCCACUGACUCGGACAUCGACGCCCCCAUUUCUCUGCCGGAGGGGGCGUCUUUUGUUUCCAUCCCAGAAAUCGUGGAGAAGGAUUGGUCCGUGCUCGAUUGCGUCGAACAGCGAAGCGUGGAGCGCAUUGUGGCUGCGGGGAAGGUCCAAGAGGGUUCGAGGGUUUUGGUUUCAACUGGGUCUGAAGACUUUGUGGAUUCCUUGGUGGGGUUGACUUCCUCUCUGUUCGUUGUCCAUGACUCGCUUCUCGUGUUGGCCUGCAUCAAAGAGAAAUAUGACAGGGUGAAGUGUUGGCAAGGAGAGAUUCUACAUGUUCCCGAAAAGUGGGCUCCUUUUGAUGCUGUCUUCCUUUAUUUUCUUCCCGCGUUGCCCUUCAAGCUUGACCAAAUUCUGGGAUCUUUGGCUGGGAAAUGUGCUCCAGGUGGAAGAGUGAUUAUCAGUCAUCCCAAAGGGAGAGAAGUAUUAGAACAGCAACGAAAACAGUACCCAGAUGUAGUGGUUUCUGACAUACCUGAUAAAACAUAUUUGCAAAGUGUUGCAGCAGCUCACUCUUUUGAUGUGGCUGAAUUUGUGGAUGAACCUGACCUAUAUUUAGCCGUUUUGAUCUGUUCCAGGACUUAAUGCCUAGAGUAUACACAUUUUGAUUGAAUUUCUUGUAUGAUGUAUUCCUUUUUUUGACUUAUAACUUGAAUUUUUAGAUGAAAAGUCAUUAAAUGUUAACUAUGAUGUGUCUUUGGUUCCA
Messenger RNA from Vigna unguiculata (cowpea), 1001 nucleotides. Its product is annotated as DNA-directed RNA polymerase subunit beta. The record is from RefSeq and is a predicted model, not a curated record. NCBI's taxonomy places the organism in Eukaryota, Viridiplantae, Streptophyta, Magnoliopsida, Fabales, Fabaceae. Gene Ontology annotation, cellular component: chloroplast.